AUGUUGGAAGAACUGCUCGCCGUACUGAUUGCCCGGUGGCCGAUUGUACUGUCUGUCGCUAUUAUAGCUUUCUGUCUCAAGAACUACUUUAACAACGGCCUGAACAAAUAUCCAGGUCCAGCAUUGGCCCGAGUGACAGACUGGUGGAGGUUCUGGGACGUUUACAACCGCCGACCCGACAUCACACAGCUCGCCCUGCACCGCAAGCAUGGCGAUGUCGUUCGACUCGGACCUAAUUGCCUCUCCUUUUCAGACCCACAAGCCAUCAAGCAGAUCUACGGCCUCAACAAGGGCAUGACUAAGUCCGGAUUCUACCCUGUGCAACAAGCUGUCACGAACGGCAAGCGCCUCCCGUCCCUCUUCAGCACCACCGACGAGGCCUACCAUGCACAGCUCCGACGCUCCGUCAACAACGCCUUCUCCAUGUCCACCCUCGUCCAAUACGAGCCACUGGUCAACGAGGUCGUCGACCUCUUCCUUACGCAAACUUCGCGCAUCUACGCCCAGACCAGCCAGACCUGCAACUUCGCCAAAUGGCUGCAAUUCUUCGCUUUCGAUGUCAUCGGCCAAAUCACCUACAGCAAACGCCACGGCUUCGUUGACCGCAAUGAGGACGUCGACGGCAUGAUCGGCUACCUCGCAAAGCUAUUCAGCUAUGUUGCGCCCAUCGGCCAGAUCCCUUGGCUGGAUCUCCUCUUCCUCAAGAACCCACUCAUUCUCCUCCUGGAUCGCUUCGGCGUCAAGAUGACCGCUUUCCCAGUGACGACCUUUGCAAAAUCUCGCAUGACUGAGCGUCUAGACGAACUCAAGUCCGCCUCCGGAGAGAAAUCCAAAGAAGAGGCAAUGAACUCCCGCCAAGACCUGCUGUCCAUGUUCCUGAAAGCGCAGAAGGACCGACCAGAAUUCAUGACCGACAACCGCGUCCUGACAAUGGCAGUCUCUAUGGCAUUCGCUGGCUCAGAGACAACCGCCAUCUCGCUCUCCGCCGUCUUCUACUACCUCCUACGCAACCCAGCCACCUACCACAAACUCCAACAGGAGCUCGCUGACGCCGUCGCCGAGGGGAAAGUAGAAGAUCGACCCAAUGGCGCCGUCUCGUGGGCCGAAUCACAGACCUUGCCGUAUCUCGACGCAUGCAUCAAGGAAGCGUUUCGCGUGCAUCCUGCCGCGGGUCUGCCUCUUGAGCGAGUUGUGCCCGCGGAAGGGAUGGAGAUCUGUGGCGAGUUUGUGAAAGGGGGCACCGUGGUCGGCGUAAAUGCUUGGGUUGUACACAAGCGGGAGGAAGUAUUCAACCCGUUGAACAAAUACCAUAUUGAUGAGUAUAUGCCAGAACGGUGGCUUGAUGAUGCUCUCAGCAAAGACCAACUCAAGACAAUGGAAGGAACCCUGUUCCAAUUCGGCGCCGGCGCACGCACCUGCAUCGGCAAGAACAUCUCCCUCCUCGAGGUCUACAAGCUAGUCCCUUCCUUCUUACGACGAUUCGACAUCGAGUUCGCCAACCCCGACCGACCGGAGUGGACGCUGCAUAAUGCGUGGUUUGUCGCACAGAGGGGGUUUGAGGUGCGGUUUCGGGAACGGGGCCUCGUUGGGCACUGA
Molecule: messenger RNA, 1596 nt
Organism: Cyphellophora attinorum
Lineage: Eukaryota; Fungi; Ascomycota; Eurotiomycetes; Chaetothyriales; Cyphellophoraceae
Product: Pisatin demethylase
Exons: 3
Coding region: 1-1596 (531 amino acids)
Molecular function (GO): oxidoreductase activity, acting on paired donors, with incorporation or reduction of molecular oxygen; heme binding; monooxygenase activity
Source: RefSeq, a predicted model, not a curated record